AUACCAGAACUGGCCUACCAUGGGUUGUAUUUGCUGUGCUCCCCAGUUCAUAGUGAAGGAGAUAAGGUUAUCAGUUAUAUUUUCCAUCAAAUGCUCAAUGUAAUAUUAAUGUUAGAAGCAGGUGAAGGAUCCCAUCACACCUGCCUUACUAUUACUUCCCAAGUCAUCAAUCAGAGAAACCAGGCAGUCCGGUUUAUCAGCUCACUUGUGGAUGAACUGAGGGAGAGCAUAUUCCCAGUCCUCCAUGUCUUACUGCAGCACAUCUGUGCCAAGGGGACAGAUAAAUCAGAGUAUCGGACCUCUGCAGCACAGGCCCUGGUCCGGCUGCUCAGUAAACUUCCCUGUGGGGAGUACGCUACAUUCAUUGCCUGGCUUUAUAAAUAUUCACGAAGUUCCAAGAUCCCACACCAAGUUUUCACUCUUGAUGUGGCCUUAGCUGUGUUAGAACUGCCUGUAAGAGAGACGGAUAACACUCUCUCCUUCUAGCAUUGGAAGUUCCUAAAGCAUAAGUUCUUGGUGCAGGACAUUAUGUUUGACCGUUGUUUAGACAAGGCACCUACUGUCCACAGCAAGGCGUUGUCCAGCUUUGCAUAUUAUCUGGAACUGACUGUUACCAAUGCAUCAGAGAGUAUGUUGGAAUUCCUAAUUAACAGUCCUGCAGUUUCAGGAAUAGACAGUCACCCUGGUACCUUACUGAGAAAUUCCCCAGCUUUUUCCUAUCAAUGGCAGACAGUUAACCGUUCUGAACCAGGGGAUGUCAACAUAGACAGUGGUGGUGAAACAGUUGGAUCUGGGGAAAGAAGUGUCAUGGCGAUGCUAAGAAAGAGGAUUAGGGAUGAGAAGACCAACGUUAGGAAGUCUGCACUCCAGGUGUUAGUGAGUAUUUUGAAACAUUGUGAAGUCUCAUAUAUGAAGGAAGACCUGUCAAUUCUGCAGGACCUGUGUCGAGACCCUGCAGUGUCUGUCCGGAAGCGGGCCCUACAGUCUCUUACUGAACUUCUUAUGGCCCAACCUCGAUGUGUCCAUAUUCAGAAAGCCUGGCUGAGGCGGGUAGUCCCCGUGGUGAUGGACUGCGAGAGCACCGUGCAGGAGAAGGCCCUGGAGUGCCUCGACCAGGUCCUGCUGCAGAACAUCAAGCACCACAGUAAAUUGCACACUGGGGACGACAGCCAGGUGCUGGCUUGGACACUUCUUGCUCUCCUCACCACAGAAAUCCAGGGACUGAACUGCUAUCUAAAUAAAGCUUUUCAUAUCUGGUCCAAGAAAGAUAAAUUCUCACCCACUUUUAUAAACAACGUGAUAUCUCACACUGGCAUGAGACAUUCUACACCAGCCUGGAUGCUGCUCUCCAAGAUUGCUUGCUCAUCACUCAAGCUUGACUACACCAAAAUAAUAGAGCCCUGGGAGAAAAUCAGCAGUCAGCGAAUCCCAAUUCUGACACCUUCGGAAUGUAUUAUUGGGCAUAUUGCAAAGCAUCUUCCUAAGAGUACCCAGAACAAAGUGACUGAUGUUAUCAAGGGUAAGCUGAAUGGAUUUUAGUGGUCUCUAGAAUUGAUGAGUUCAGCUGUUGACACCCUGCAAAGGCUUUAUAGAGCAUCUGCAGAGAUAGCAGUGGAGGAAGAGGAGCUCCUGAAGCAGGUGUGUGGGGAUGUGCUCUCCACCUGUGAGCAUCGCCUGGCCAACAUCGUUCUGAAGGAAGGUAGAGCAGGAAACCUGGAUGAAGACCUGCUGGUGAAGUACAUUUUUACCUUAGGAGAUAUAGCCCAACUAUGUCCAGCCAGAGUGGAGAAGCGAGUCUUCCUUCUGAUUCAGUCCCUUCUGGCUGCUUCCGCUGAUGCGGAUCACUUACCAUCAUCUCAAGGCAGCAGUGAUGAUGCCCCAGCAUGUCAUGCACCCUCCCAGGUCAGAGGCUCUGUCAUGCCUUCUGUUAUUAGAGUGCACGCCAUCAUUACCUUAGGUAAGCUGUGCCUACAGCACGAGGAUCUUGCAAAGAGCAUCCCAACCCUCGUGCGAGAGCUUGAGGUGUGCGAGAACCUGGCUGUCCGCAACAACGUCAUCGUGGUGAUGUCCAAUCUUUGCAUCCACUACACUGGCGUGGAGGACAAGUACAUUCCCAACAUCUCCAUGUGUCUGAAGGAUUCAGAUCCAUUCAUCCAAAAGCAGACACUCAUCUUGCUUACCAAUCUCUUGCAGGAAGAAUUUGUGAAAUGGAAGGGCUCUCUGUUUUUUGUCAGCACUCUGAUAGAUUCACAUCCAGACAUUUCCUGCUUUGGGGAGUUUUGCCUGGCUCAUCUGUUGCUGAAGAGGAACCCUGUCAUGUUCUUCCAAUACUUCAUCGAGUGUAUUUUCCACUUCAAUAACUAUGAGAAGCAUGAGAAGUAUAACAAGUUCCCCCAGCCAGAGAGAGGGAAGCGGCUGUUUGGACUGAAGGGAAAGUCAAACAAGGAGAGACGAAAGAAAAUCUACAAAUUUCUUCUAGAGCACUUCACAGAUGAACAGCGAUUCAAUAUCACUUCCAAAAUCUGCCUUAGUAUUUUGACGUGCUUCGCCGAAGGCAUCCUGCCCCUGUACCUGGAAGCCAGUGAGUUCUCUGAUAUGUUUGAGGUCCUCAGCUCAAAGGAGAUCAAACUUUUGGCAAUGAGAUCUAAACCAGAUAAGGACCUCCUUGUGGAAGAAGAUGACAUGGCCUUGGCAAACAUAGUCAUGCAGGAAGCCCAGAAGAAGCUCACCUCACAAGUUCAGAAAAGGAAUUUCAUAGACAAUAUUACUCCAAUUAUCAUCUCCCUGAAGACUGUGCUGGAGAAAAAGAAGAUCCCAGCCUUGCGAGAACUCAAGAACUAUCUCAGGGAGCUGAUGCAGGAUUACUGAGAUGAAGUCAAGGAUUUCUUUGCAGUUGACAAACAACUGGCAUCACAACUUGAGCACACACUCAGGCCUGUGCGUCGGGUGCACAGAGCACUUUGGAGGGACCCCUCAGCCUAG
Propithecus coquereli (Coquerel's sifaka) is the source of this 2982-nucleotide messenger RNA. Its product is annotated as condensin-2 complex subunit D3-like. NCBI's taxonomy places the organism in Eukaryota, Metazoa, Chordata, Mammalia, Primates, Indriidae. Gene Ontology annotation, molecular function: histone binding. The record is from RefSeq and is a predicted model, not a curated record. Gene Ontology annotation, biological process: meiotic chromosome condensation; mitotic chromosome condensation. Gene Ontology annotation, cellular component: condensin complex; condensed chromosome, centromeric region.